CCUCUCCCGCUCUGCUCGACCAAUGCCCUUCCUGCCGACAAGCUACCACCAUGACGUUGCCACUGUUCCGCCAGCUUGUGCGGACACAGCGGCCAUCCGUCUCAAUAUGUUGGCUAUCCAGUGCGAGUCUUCGCGGCUUCAGCACAGCUCCACGCAUUCGCCAAGAACAUGGAACUAACUCGGCCAAGCUAUCGAGCGGACGAAAUGGGAACAUAUUCAGGACAGUGAAGUUAGGUCCGCCUGAUUCCGCUGAGAACCGACCGUCGAUCGAAUAUGAGAAAAGACAGCCAAAAAGGAAGGAUCAAGGUCGUAUUCAGGAUCGCCCAGACGUACCCCAAGGCGUCAGGAUAUCCCUCGAUGGCGAAGAUAUACAUAUUGUGCCCGUGGCACUCAGAGACUUGUGUUCAUGUCCGCAAUGCGUUGACACUUCUACUAAGCAGAAGCUGUUCUACACUCCAGAUAUUCCAAGCACCAUUGAAGCUAAAACGGUCGACCAGGAUCCGAACAGCUUGAAAAUCACUUGGACGAACGAUGUCCCUGGUUACGACGAUCAACAUGUCACAGAGAUCCCCAUCGAUUUCUUGCGCAGGAUCCUCACAACCGGAAAGCCCGAAGUUGACCCUCCUGUUAUUCCACGAUCAUUGUGGGACGCUGCCACUUUCGCGAAGGACACGGAGGACUUUGCAUACGAUGCGUACAUGUCCGAUGAUACCGUUUUGCUGAAAGCCGUCAAGCAGCUUCACAGCCAUGGCCUGCUGUUCUUGACCAAUGUACCCGAGGAUGAAGAGUCCGUUGUGCGCCUAGCUGAGCGUAUAGGUCCGCUGAAGACAACGUUCUACGGCAAGACAUGGGAUGUCCGUUCAGUGCCAGACGCAAAGAACGUCGCCUACACUGCACAGAAUCUGGGCUUCCACAUGGAUCUCAUGUACAUGGAGCAGCCACCACACCUCCAACUCCUCCACUGCAUCCGCUCAUCCUCCUCAGGCGGCGCCAGUCUCUUCUCCGACAGUUUCCAAACCGUACAAGAACUCGCAGAAAAGGACUACAAUAGUUUCGACAGUUUGACGAAUCUUGAUGUACAAUUCCACUAUGACCAUCCUGGUGACAACUACUAUCAUCAAACUCGCACAGUCAUUGAACAGCAGCCCUUUCGUGGCCGAGGCAAAACUUUCUUGAACAGUUGGGCUGCUGCGCUCCGCAAACGCGAUCUCCAACCGGGCAUCACCUGGUUGCAAGAGUUGGACCUCAUGGAUUUUGUCUCCUCUGUAGCCUGGUCGCCACCGUUCCAAGGACCAUUCCGCAUCAGACCCGAUCCCAGAAAGGGCGGUGAUGCACUACCACUCGCGGUCGCAGCGGAGACUUACGCUGAGCACGUGCGGAAGUGGCACAAAGCUGCAUCCCAAUUCAACGCUUUGAUUCAUCGGGAAAGCCAUAUCCACGAACGGUUGAUGAAGCCGGGCGAGUGUGUCAUUUUCGAUAAUCGGAGAGUUUUGCAUGCACGAAGGGCAUUUGAUGUGGGUGAUGUGGGCAAGGAGAGGUGGUUGAAGGGGGGUUACAUUGACAAAGAUCCAUACUUGAGCAAGCUGAGGAUUUUGCAGCAAAAGUAUGAUGUUUAGGCAGAGGUCUGAGGGAAUGUUGCCCAGAUGAAAAGCGCUAUGACCGGGAAUUUUGUGCAUAUUCGGUGCGCUGGUGAAACAACAGGAGCACGAGAGGCUGGAGUACGUGCGAAGCACAGUGAAAAGGACGAGACUUGUGUUCAUCGUGAGCAUCACCACGCACAGCGAGGCAUGGAGUAUAAAUCCUGAAUGUACAACUCAAACGAUCUAAAUCCAUGCUCAAUUUACGCUAUCGAUCCCUAAUAUCCAAGAAGUAAGCAAUCUAUAGCUAUUUUGACCAAUGAAUAAUAUACUGCACUGCAGUGUUUCGUUGCUGCCAUCACCG
Cercospora beticola is the source of this 1941-nucleotide messenger RNA. RefSeq lists its product as uncharacterized. Gene Ontology annotation, molecular function: oxidoreductase activity. Gene Ontology annotation, biological process: carnitine biosynthetic process. Gene Ontology annotation, cellular component: mitochondrion. The record is from RefSeq and is a predicted model, not a curated record. NCBI's taxonomy places the organism in Eukaryota, Fungi, Ascomycota, Dothideomycetes, Mycosphaerellales, Mycosphaerellaceae.